AUUUGAACUCUGCUCAUAAGCCACUGAAUUCCCCUCUGCCAUUACCCCUCCAUCAUCAUCGUCAACGACUGAGCCUCGUUACUCCUUCAACAACACAACACCACUUUCAACCAUCACCAUGUCCAGUUCCGGAAAAGGCUAUACCUACACUGGCUCCGGCACCAACAGCCAGGGAAACCACUGGUGUUCCCGCGACUACGGCAGCGGAGCUUCCAACUCGAACUCGUACCACUACUCCAAUAGUAACGGCUCGUACUACUACUCCAAUCCGAAUGGAAGUACCUAUUAUAAUAAUGGCAAUGGGGGUUCGACCUAUACUCCUCCUUCGGGGGGGAAGAAAUGAGCAUUUUGCGUGGAAUGCGGUGUUGAGGGGGGUGAUGGGCUUAUGAGAUAUGUCUACUGGGGGUUGGAGUUUAGCUGUGCAUUGAUAGG
This is a messenger RNA of Aspergillus ibericus CBS 121593, 432 nucleotides long. RefSeq lists its product as uncharacterized. The record is from RefSeq and is a predicted model, not a curated record. Bases 119 to 343 code for a protein of 74 amino acids. The transcript is spliced from 3 exons. NCBI's taxonomy places the organism in Eukaryota, Fungi, Ascomycota, Eurotiomycetes, Eurotiales, Aspergillaceae.